AGGUGCCAGCAAGUCGACCGCAAGCACAUUCCAUGAGCUUUGCACCGUCCUGCCAACAACCCGACCAGACACUGGAAUUCCAUGCCACCUUGUGGACCAAUGCUGGUGUUGCCGGUCUGGCCAAAGCCUACGAGGGAGAGGAAACGGUCAAGGUUCCCUGUGGUCCACUGCAACCUGUGUUGGAAGAUAUCUUUGCUGGAGGAGAGGCCAUUGAUUUCUUCUCCUUGGAUGUGGAAGGAGCCGAACCGUUGGUUUUGGAAACCAUUGAUUUUACGAAGGUGCAAAUUCAUGUCAUGUUGAUUGAAGUGGCAAACUCCUUUUGUAAAAAAGAGGACUGUGAGCAGCGCAAUCGUGUUCGAGAGAUAAUGAAAAAGGCAGGAUAUCAACAGUACAAGGGAAUGGUCUCUGGUUCCGAUGUCUUUGUGCACCCCAACUCACCGUACCAGCUCGCAUGAGAAAAAAAUAAAAAAAUCCUUGGUACGAUUGAGUCUGUUGGGCAGUGCUGGGCGGCAAAAGCUGUGGUAGCACCAAUCAAGAUUCCAAAAGGGUACGGGAUCGAAAGACCAAACCGACAAUUCUACACUAAGUGUUUGGAAGUGAGUCCAUAACCAUUUAUGCGAGUAUCGAUAGCAACAAAGAUGCUGUACUACAUGUACCUGCUCAUGAGCAAGCAAACUCGCAUUACGAAUGCAACAAGUUUUGCCAAAAGACCCACGACGACUGAAGGCUAGCUACCAGUAGCAGUAAACUUCAUUUCCCUACCGGUAGUGCAAUACACGGCUCUUAGCCUUAUUCGCGACUCGAUCCUAGAUAGGGUUUGAGUUCGACUCAUGACCGAGUCUCUCGUGAAUAGUCAUUUGAGACAGGGUUCUCAAUGACCGCGCUAGUCAUACUAGGUUGAUGAUGAAACAUCGCUCUAGAUAUUUAGCCAGCGUGGAGUACUUCCACGCUACUAGAUCCAGGCUAGACAAACCUUCCACGCA
Seminavis robusta is the source of this 983-nucleotide messenger RNA. The record is from the annotation of a GenBank genome assembly. Lineage: Eukaryota; Bacillariophyta; Bacillariophyceae; Naviculales; Naviculaceae.